Messenger RNA from Uranotaenia lowii, 6249 nucleotides. RefSeq lists its product as uncharacterized. The transcript is spliced from 4 exons. Gene Ontology annotation, biological process: DNA integration. The record is from RefSeq and is a predicted model, not a curated record. Lineage: Eukaryota; Metazoa; Arthropoda; Insecta; Diptera; Culicidae. Bases 1 to 6249 code for a protein of 2082 amino acids. Gene Ontology annotation, molecular function: nucleic acid binding.
AUGGAAGAACUGUUGCUGAUGCUGUUGGGGGAUCCAGAAAUGAUUUCACAGCUGGUUUGUGUAAGUGGCCGCCGAUUACCGACGGUGGAUUUACCACCAUCAAAAGUGGCAAGGUAUGAUGGCAUUGAAGCUACCGUGAAGUGUCUGGCUGUAACAGUAGAGAGGUCUAGAAACGGCCAUUCGGCUUCGCUGCUGGAGCUGGAGCUGGAACUGGAAGUGAGCAAACCGGGGGCCAUCAGCCCGGUGGUGCGGUUUGUCGAUGAUGAGCACGCGGACCUACUACAGACAGACAUGAAAAAAGUCAACCAACCGGCGACUGCUCUUUGCUGGUUCUUGAAGUAUUUCUAUACACCAGUUUUGUAUUGGUACAAAUAUACUGUCGGAACUCGACCCAAUCCUCUGUUUUUACUGACCUACGGCAACAAUUCUUCAAGAAUUUACACGAUGGCCACUGAGAUGAGUUCCAGCGAUUAUUACAACACCAUCGAUCUGGAAAAUGCAUUCAGCUGUGUGGCAUGUGAUAAGCCGGAUUCAGCCGACAAUGUUGUCGCUUGCGAUCGGUGCUCCAAUUGGUGGCACUUUUCCUGUGCCGGAGUAGGUGAUGAUAUAAAAAACAAACCAUGGAUGUGUACAAAAUGCCUUCCGACAAAAACCGCUUCUAUUCGGACCUCGUCCUCCGUCCGUAAGGCAAAACUCGCGCUGAAGUUGAAGCAACUGGAGGAGGAACAGGAGCUGGAAAAAAGGUAUAUCGCAACACGAUACAAAUUGAUGAGCGAUUUGAUGGAGGAAGACGAUUCACACAGCAGCCGGUCACAGGAAAUAGAAUUGCCGAAAGAAAAGUCGCAGCGAACUGCGAACUGGGUGGCUAGCCAAACACAUUCUGACACGGAAGGUGCAGUCGGUGGACAGAUUUCACGCGACAUCCAGAAUGUUCCUUAUGGAGAGGUGGUCACCAGGAAAGAGGAGCAGUAUCAAAAACCGAAAACCGUGCCUACCCUGCAGCAGCAACUACGCGCCUGGCAGGGAAAUGAACGACCGUCCGUAAUGCAGCUUCAAGAGCUGCAAAAUCAAUUCAAUCUGUGUCGAUUGGCAUUGACACCCCCUGCAAUUGCACAGCAACAGUUGGAAACAGCUUCAUUCCCUCCAGCUGAGAAACGAGAUGAGCCGAUAUCUCCACCCAAGCAGCAGUUGGUUCCAACAACAACAACAGUUUGUUCAUCAGGUGCAAUGGCUCAGUCAGCAAAAGCACCUUUGUUUCCGCAGCCAGUUUUACCGACUAUUUCGGAGCGAUCCGAGAACAGCGAGGAGCGAGUUAAUCAACAACUACCUGAACCUGCUGUUCCGGUUACCCAAGUUGAGUUUCCUGUCGCAAAUGUGGAGCGACGAACGAAUACUCUUGCGCCAGGUCCAUCCAAGUCACAAGCGGCAGCCCGUCAAGUUCUGCCACGAGAUUUGCCGCCGUUUUCCGGAGAUCCUGUGGACUGGCCGGUAUUCAUAAGCCAAUAUAAUUACACGACGGAGGCGUGUGGUUUCAGCGAAGGGGAAAAUAUGAUCCGCCUGCAACGAUGCCUUAAAGGAGCGGCAUGGGAAGCAGUCCGAAGCCGAUUGAUCUUACCAGCAUCGGUUCCUCGUGUCAUUCAAGAAUUGCGGAUGCUCUUUGGUCGUCCGGAUCUUUUGGUGCACUCACUAAUCGAGCGUGUUAAGGCCACUCCAUCUCCGAAAACGGACCGACUCGAGACACUCAUCGAAUUCGGGACCGUAGUGCAAGCUCUCUGCGAUCACAUCAUUGCAGCCGAACUAACGGAUCAUCUGGCCAACCCUAGCCUGCUUAAGGAUCUGAUCGGAAAACUUCCGACCGAGUACCAGAUGCGAUGGGCCAGCUAUCGAAGGGUGCAUGAAGUGGUUAACCUCCAGACGUUUGGAGCGUUUAUGGAAGAGGUCGUGACUGAUGCCUACAGUGUCACCACCUACAAUGCGGAAUCAAAACGACAUCCGACUAGACGAGAAAAGCACAAAGUAGAACGGAGUUUUGUGCACUCCGAUACCGGGGGGAGCUCAGCUGUAAACCCCCGGGGUACGCUCGGAAAUUCACAACGAACGAUUGCGUGUGCGGUAUGCCAAAAGUUGGGGCAUCGUGCACGAGACUGUCGUACAUUUCAACAGCUAUCUGUCGAUGAACGGUGGAAGCGGAUUCAAGAGCUGGCCCUAUGCAGAACGUGCCUGUAUGCACAUGGUCGACGACCGUGUAAUAAUAGGAAUCGCUGUGGUGUCAACGGUUGCAGUAAACGGCACCAUCCUCUCCUGCACCAGUCUGUACCGCCGAAGCCAUCCAACAACACACCAUCAAGCUCGCCCUCAGAAACUGUCAGCCAUCAUUCUACUGCUUCAUCUUUGCUGUACCGCAUAAUCCCGAUCGUUUUGUACAACGGUAACUCAUCGGUUGAUACCUUUGCAUUCAUUGAUGAAGGCUCAUCAUUGACGAUGAUAGAAACGGAGUUGGCUGAUAAACUAGGCUUGAAUGGGCGAAAGCAGCCGUUAUGCUUGAAGUGGACAAGCAAUGUUACGAGAGUGGAAAACGAAUCGAAGCGUGUUGGCUUCUCUAUUUCGGGAGCAGGUCAAACCAAGCGAUACCCACUCGUCAAUGUCGGUACCAUCCAAUCGUUAGAUCUUCCGAAACAAACUCUUCCGAUCAGCACGAUGAAGCAAAAGUUCCCUCAUCUUAGAGGAUUGCCUAUUAAAGGUUUCGAAAACGUUUGUCCACAGCUUCUUAUUGGACUCGAUAACCUAAAACUUGUUGUCCCUCUCAAGGCGAGAGAAGGAGGUGCUGGAGAUCCUACCGCCGUACGCACUCGCUUAGGGUGGUGCGUAUAUGGUGGUACGCGAGAUGACCAGACUCCAACGAUUAGUUACCAUGUGUGUGAGUGCCAGGACGAAACUCCUUUUGAUGAAGCUGCUAAAAGGUUUUUUGCCGUCGAAGAAGAAGGAACCAAAGUAUUUCAACCGAUUGUCAGCGACGAAGAUAAACGAGCGAUAAAAAUACUGAAGGAUACAACAAAAAGGGUCGGAGACAGAUUCGAAUCGGGGUUACUCUGGAGGUACGACUACGUAGAGUUCCCUGAUAGUUACGCCAUGUGUUUUGGAAGGCUACAGUGUCUUGAGCGAAAGAUGUUGAAGGACCCCCUGUUAAGAGAAAGCAUCACACGUCAAAUCCGCGAGUACCAACAAAAGGGAUAUUGUCAUCGAGCAACACCUUCUGAGUUAGACACUGCAGAUGUCCGUCGUACUUGGUACCUUCCCCUCGGAGCUGUGACCAAUCCUAAAAAACCAGGCAAGGUACGGUUGAUAUGGGAUGCGGCCGCCCGAGUCGAUGGAAUAUCGCUAAAUACACUGCUGCUGAAGGGCCCGGAUCAGCUCACAUCCCUACCAGCUGUUUUGUUCAGAUUUCGCCAACAUCCGGUCGCAGUUUCGGGGGACAUAAAGGAGAUGUAUCAUCAAAUCCGCAUCCGCGAAGAGGAUCGGUCGGCGCAGAGAUUUUUAUGGCGCGACGAUCCUGAUGUUGAUCCUGAAAUUUUUGUUAUGGACGUCGCCACCUUCGGGUCAUCCUGUUCGCCUGCCACGGCACAAUUUGUCAAAAAUACCAAUGCACAGCAGUUCAUCGAGGAGUAUCCAGACGCCGUCGAAAAUAUUAUUUCCGGCCAUUAUGUUGACGAUUAUGUUGCGAGUUUUCGGAGCAUUGAACAAGCCCAGCGAAUUACCAGUCAAGUAAAGGAGAUCCACCUGAAGGGUGGGUUUGAAUUGCGUAACUUCUGCUCCAAUUGUCCACAAGUUGUAGAGCACCUAGGAGAGAUGUCAUCGGAAACAAUUAAAGAUUUGAAUCCCGGGAAAGGAGAAGCAUCCGAACGAGUUCUCGGAAUAAUCUGGGACACAGCCAAGGACGAAUUCAGAUUUUCUAUGGUUAUGCGUGAUGACAUGGCGUUCCUGAUUCAGAACAAAUCUACUCCUACGAAACGACAGAUUCUGCGAUACGUCAUGACCAUGUUUGAUCCACUAGGAUUGUUGGCUCCGUAUCUCAUUUUUGGGAAAAUUAUAAUCCAAGAGGCCUGGCGUAAGAAGCUCGGUUGGGACGAGCCAGUUGACGACGAUACUUGCGAAUUGUGGCAUCGAUGGGUUGAAAUGCUGAAGCACAUUAACAACAUAGGAAUACAGCGAAGUGGCAGUGAAGUCGCAUUGGUGGCCGCUAAGACCAAGGUUGCCCCGCUCAAACCGUGGACUAUACCCCGCUUGGAGAUCCAAGGAUGUGUUCUAGGCGCUCGUUUGACACAGUUUGUCGUUCAAAACCAUUCACUGCGAGUUACGAGACGCUGUUUCUGGACCGAUUCAAGCACGGCUCUGAGCUGGAUCCUGGGAGACCCCCGGAAAUAUCACCGCUUCGUGGCAUUCAGGGUCGCAGAAAUCCUGGAGUUGACCAACCGGAACGAAUGGAGAUGGGUCCCGUCGAAGCAGAACCCUGCCGACGAAGCAACAAAGUGGGGAUCAGGCCCUUUCUUUAAAGUGACGAGCAUCUGGUAUAGUGGACCGGAAUUCCUGAGACUGUCCGAGGAUCGAUGGCCAGUCAGUAAAGUGGUAUCGACGACUGAAGAGGAACUACGGGCGUGUUAUUCACAUCAUGAUGUGCCCUUUUUCCAACCUGUUAUUGACUAUCGUCGCUUCUCAAAAUGGUGCCGAAUUCUACGAACAACAGCAUACGUCCACCGUUACAGUGCCAACAGACAAUUGCCUCCUGAACGUCGCAACUUAGGCUGUCUUACGAGAGCAGAACUGCAGAAGGCUGAACGUUCUUUGUUUAUGUUGGCCCAACGCGAAGCAUAUCCCGAUGAAGUUGUAACCCUUAAAAGAAAUCUAAAAUUGCCGAAGAAGGAUCAAAUACGUAUUGAAAAAUCCAGUCGAAUCUAUCAGCUGACCCCGAGUAUCGACGAGUACGGGGUUCUUCGUCUCGACGGAAGAAUCGCUGCAGUAAAAGGUGUUAAGAAGGACGCAAAGUUCCCGGUGAUACUUCCCAAGGAACACUGGAUUACCUUUUUGUACAUCGAUGAAUUGCAUCGUAGAUUUCAUCACGCCAACAACGAGACCGUGGUUAAUGAAGCACGGCAACGUAUUCACGUACCAGCACUACGAUCUUUGGUGAGAACAGUAGCGAAGAAAUGUCAACAGUGCGCUGUUUACAAGGCUCGACCAGCUAUUCCCAGGAUGGCACCGCUACCGGUGGCCCGAUUGUCGUCGCAAGUCCGUCCCUUUUCGAACGUAGGGCUGGACUACUUUGGUCCGUUAAUGGUGCGAGUUGGAAGGAGUAACGUGAAAAGGUGGGUAGCUCUCUUCACGUGCCUUACGGUGAGAGCCGUCCUUCUAGAACCUGUUCACAGCUUGACUACCGAAUCCUGCAUUGCUGCUAUACGCCGAUUCAUCGGCCGAAGAGGUGCCCCAGCCGAAGUGCACAGUGACAAUGGGACGAACUUCCAGGGUGCCGAGAAAAUACUUCGUCAACAAAUCAACUCCGGUGUUGAAGCCACAUUCACGAAUACUACCACAACGUGGCAUUUCAUUCCCCCGGCUGCUCCCCAUAUGGGUGGAGCUUGGGAAAGGAUGGUCCGGUCCGUCAAGCAGGCGUUGUUGGAAGCAUACCACGAUAAACUGGACGACGAGAAACUGCAAACACUACUGGUUGAGGCCGAAUCCAUCGUCAAUAGUAGACCGUUGACGUAUUUGCCGUUAGACUCCGCGGAGAGUGAAGCGAUUACCCCAAACCACUUCCUGCUGGGUAGUUCCGAUGGAGUAUGUCAGCCGAUCGUUGAAACGGAAUGCAGCAGCAAACUACUUAGCUACUCAUGGAGUCAGCUUCAGAAGCAGUUGAAUACGUUCUGGAAGAGGUGGACUCUUGAGUACCUGCCAACUCUGACGAAACGCACUAAGUGGUUCGGGGAGACGAAACCGAUCGAAGCUGGAGCCCUAGUAGUACUGGUAGAGGGCAGUAGGCGAAAUGGUUGGACCCGAGGUAGAGUCUUGCAGCUGAUAACAAACCCGGAUGGUAGAUGUCGCCAAGCGUUAGUACAAACUCGAGAUGGAGUAUUUCGUCGACCGUUGUCUCGCCUAGCAGUCCUGGAGGUUGGAGAUGGUUGCGGAACCGAGUCUACCGGAUUCCACCGGGGGGAGGAUGUUGCGGCAAGAGUGGAGAAAACCGAGUGCUGCCUGUAG